AUGGCCCCCGUCGAGGAUACCUGCGCCUCCUUGCGGGCGCAGAUCUCCGCCACAGAAGCCCACCUCGCCGGGCUCAAACGCGACCUCGCCGAAGCCGAGAAAGUCGCGCACAGCGCGCGCCCCACCAACGAUUAUGAGAAUGCGCCCAAUUGCACUGACACUGAGACUGGCACCGGUCGGUGGCCACUGCUAAAGGAGGAAUAUAAGCGAUAUGGUCGGCAGAUGAUUGUAUCUCAGCUUGGUCUAGAAGGUCAACUCAAACUACGAUCCGCAAGAGUUCUUCUCGUAGGAGCUGGUGGCUUGGGAUGCCCGGCUGCCCAGUAUCUCGCCGGUGCAGGCGUGGGCACUAUCGGGCUGAUUGACGGCGACACCGUCGAGAGCUCGAAUCUGCAUCGCCAGGUGCUGCACCGCACGAAGAAUGUCGGGAAAUACAAGGUGGACAGCGCCAUUGAGGCAUUGAGGGAACUCAACCCCCAUCCGACGUAUAUCCCCCAUCGAACACAUCUUACCCCCGAAGACGCCCCCGCGAUCUUCGCCAACUACGACUUCAUCCUCGAUUGCACCGACAAUCCCGCGACGCGAUACCUGAUCUCCGACACGGCUGUUCUACUCGGCAAGACUUUGGUUUCCGCAUCUGCAUUACGAACCGAGGGCCAGCUGAUGGUCCUGAACAACCCGCCUCGACCCCCCGGAGAUCCAGAGGGAGGUCCAUGCUAUCGAUGUGUCUUCCCCAAGCCACCGCCAGCGGACAGUGUUGUCAGUUGUGCCGAUGGGGGAAUUUUGGGACCGGUGGUUGGCACAAUGGGAGUUCUACAAGCGUUGGAAGCCAUCAAGGUGAUCACAACGCCGUCCCCGGAUAACUCGAGCUCGACGCCAAAACGCGAGUCACCGUCCCUCCUGAUCUUCUCCGCAUACUCGAAUCCCCAAUUCCGCUCUAUCCGCUUGCGUGCCCGCCGGGCUAACUGUGCUGUCUGUUCCGGUGAUGCCUCAGUUACAUUGGACACGAUCAGGUCCGGAUCUACCGAUUAUGUUUUCUUCUGUGGUUCGGCGACCCUUCCCUCCUUGCUGGCGCCUAGGGAACGUAUUUCGCCGAAGGCCUACCGCGAAAAACACUCCCAACCCACCAACUUAGAAAAAUCCAUCAUGAUUGAUGUGCGUGACAAGGCACAAUUUGGCAUUUGCAAUCUGGAAAAUAGCAUCAAUGUCCCCAUCAGCAAUAUUCUUGCUUCGAGGGCCAAUCCUUCCCAGGCUGAACUGCCCCCCUGGGUCCCCGCCGAGCUGGCCUCGUCCGAGUCGAAAGAUCCCAUCUAUGUGAAGUUGAAAGAGUUGGGACUGGACCAGAAUGGACAACGGUACAUUGGAGAUAUUCAAGGUGGAUUCCGGGCAUGGCGGGAGCAGGUCGACCCCGACUGGCCGGAGUACUGA
Messenger RNA from Penicillium manginii, 1425 nucleotides. RefSeq names its product HesA/MoeB/ThiF family protein. The coding region runs from base 1 to 1425 and encodes 474 amino acids. NCBI's taxonomy places the organism in Eukaryota, Fungi, Ascomycota, Eurotiomycetes, Eurotiales, Aspergillaceae. Gene Ontology annotation, biological process: tRNA wobble position uridine thiolation; protein urmylation. Gene Ontology annotation, molecular function: thiosulfate-cyanide sulfurtransferase activity; URM1 activating enzyme activity; adenylyltransferase activity. Gene Ontology annotation, cellular component: cytosol; cytoplasm. The transcript is spliced from 4 exons. The record is from RefSeq and is a predicted model, not a curated record.